Adineta steineri is the source of this 1392-nucleotide messenger RNA. The record is from the annotation of a GenBank genome assembly. Lineage: Eukaryota; Metazoa; Rotifera; Eurotatoria; Adinetida; Adinetidae.
AUGACUGAACGCGAUACCGAUAUAUUUUGUUCAUUCUGUAACGAACCAUUUACAUCAACAGAAGAUAUUGGAAAUCAUUUGAUGAUAUGUGGUAAUAAGACCGAUCCAUGUCCUAGAUGCAAUCAAUUCAUUCGACGAGCUAUUUUUGCUUAUCAUUAUGAAAAUAAUUGUGCUAUUCUCGAUGAAAUCACAACGCGUGAUAAAACCUAUCAGACAUCUCAAAAUUCUGCAGGUAUAACAGUAACAAUCAAAUGUAACAAUUGUCAUCAAAACUACGAUAAAACCCGCCGCAAAGAACAUCAAGAAAAUUGUAUUUAUAAUCCAGUAAAUAUUGAGGAAAACCAGUACUUUCUAACGGAUGGCAAUGCUAAUCAUAAUAUAAAUCAAACGAAUCAAUUUAACAAUCUUGACGAUGGUAAUAUUCUUAUUCCUUGCGAAUAUUGCAAUAAAGGAAUUUUAUGGGAACAUUAUGAGAAGCAUAUUAAAGCUUGUCAGAAUGAAGAACAUGAACGAUUACAAAGAAAAUCUACUACAAAUACUGGCGCUACUCCAUGCAAAUUUUGUAAAAAGUUCAUGUCAUUAGUUGGCAUUUUAUAUCAUCAGGUGAAGAUGUCUUGUUUGUUGACUAUCCACUUCUAUAUUUCUUUUAUAUACAGACGUGCUGCAUGCUAAAUCCUCAUCGUAAUAGAAACUAAUGUUGAUAUUUUGGUCUUCGGUUCACUUUACCUUAAAUAUCAGUUAAUGGUUACUAUUUACACAAACAGAAACAAUCCACAACAUAUGCAAAUCUUAUUAUUACUUAUUUCAUUGAAACUAUCUUUUUUAACAAGAUAUACUUUCUAUAUCUGUAUUAUGAAUACAUUACUAUUGCUUCUAUACAAAUUGUGUUAAUAUAUUAUACUCGAAAAUGAAUAAUAAGGAUGGGUAUUUCACAUCGAAAUUAGCUUAACAAAUGUGUGCAUAUGUAGGAGAGAGAAGAAGCAGAAUAGUCGGUUUUCUAAUUAAUUGAUUAUUAAUUAUAAGAAGGAUGAAACAUAUGACGAUUUACUAUUUUAUUUUGAUUUUAUAUAACAUAUUUUCAUUCAUGUUGAUUUAUUUCAGAUAAAACAAAAACUAUUAAUAAACAAUUAACAUGAGUGAAAUAGUAAGUUUAAAGUUUAGAAGUAAUCAAAAUAUUUUUUUAUACAAUGUACAAUAAAUACUUUUUAUGUUUUAUUAAUUGAAUUUGUUUUUUCACAAGGAGAACAAUACUUCAAAGCGAUUUAUCUCAUGUUCAUUCUGUGAUGAGAAAUUACCUUCAUCUUCACUGGGAGAACAUUUAAUGAUGUGUGGUAAUAAAACAGAUGAGUGUCCACGUUGUAAAAAGUUCAUUCGACGAGCUGUAUAUGCAUA